Neohortaea acidophila is the source of this 540-nucleotide messenger RNA. Its product is annotated as AhpC/TSA family protein. The coding region runs from base 1 to 540 and encodes 179 amino acids. Lineage: Eukaryota; Fungi; Ascomycota; Dothideomycetes; Mycosphaerellales; Teratosphaeriaceae. Gene Ontology annotation, molecular function: thioredoxin peroxidase activity. Gene Ontology annotation, biological process: hydrogen peroxide catabolic process; cellular response to oxidative stress; cell redox homeostasis. Gene Ontology annotation, cellular component: cytosol; cytoplasm; peroxisome. The transcript is spliced from 6 exons. The record is from RefSeq and is a predicted model, not a curated record.
AUGCUCGCGCGACCACUUACUGUGACGAGAGGAGGGUGGCGCCUGGGCCGGGCCUUCCACGCCGCUGCUCAACUGCGAGUCGGCACAGGUGACAAGAUCCCAGACAUCGACCUCGUGGAGAAUUCGCCAGGGAACAAGGUCUCACUCGCCACGGAGCUCAAAGGGAAGGGCGUGAUUGUGGGCGUGCCUGCAGCGUUCAGCCCCUCCUGCUCAGCAAAGCAUAUCCCUGGCUACAUCAAGUCGCCGCAUCUCAAAGAUGCUGGACAAGUCUUUGUCGUUUCGGUCAACGACCCAUUCGUGAUGAAGGCGUGGGCCGAGAACUUGGAUCCAGGAGCGGCAAGCGGAAUUCGUUUCCUCGCCGACCCCCACGCGGCCUUCACCAACGCUCUCGAUCUGGCCUUUGACGCCACGGCCAUCUUUGGCCAACCACGUUCGAAGCGGUAUGCCCUGACGGUCAAGGACGGCAAGAUCGAUGGAGUUCAUGUCGAACCAGAUAACACUGGCGUGGACGUCUCUGCUGCGGAAAAGGUGCUGAAGUAG